UUGAAAAGCUAGGUCUCUUGUUAUAAGGCCAAGCAGUCCCCACCAGAGUUUCAUUAGAAAAGUGAGAGGGUUAAGAAGUUUCAUUCGGAUCGUGAGAGAGGUUAAGAAGUUUUCUAGAGUUGUUGUUUGAUAGAGAAAGAGAGAAAAUGGGAAGAGCUCCUUGUUGUGACAAGGCAAAUGUGAAGAGAGGACCAUGGUCACCAGAAGAAGACUCAAAGCUGAAGGAUUACAUAGAGAAGCAUGGCACUGGAGGGAAUUGGAUUGCUCUUCCUCAGAAAGCUGGUCUAAAGAGAUGUGGAAAAAGUUGCAGAUUGAGAUGGCUGAACUAUCUAAGGCCUAACAUUAAGCACGGGGAAUUCUCCGAUGAGGAAGACAGAAUCAUUUGCAGCCUUUAUGCUAAUAUUGGAAGCAGGUGGUCAAUUAUAGCUGCUCAGUUGCCAGGCAGGACUGACAAUGAUAUCAAGAACUAUUGGAACACCAAACUUAAGAGGAAACUCAUGGGGUUGCUUCCUUCAUCUCAUCAAAGAAUAGCACCCUAUCAACAAUUCUCCUCUCAAAACCCUUCAUCAUUUCCUUCUCACUCAUCGCUAUCCUCUUCACAAUAUAGGGACUACUACUACAACUCCUCUCAUCAUUAUUACAUCCCAGCACCAACCUCAUCUUUCACAUGCCUUGAACCAAUUUCUGCUCCUUCAAGUAAUUACACAAACACAACAACAACCUCCAACUCUCUCUCUUUUUACCAACACCAAGAGCCCUUGGUCAGUGUUAGUCCCAGGCAGUAUUACCCCAUCACAGACAGUUCCAUGCUUGUGUUUGGUAGUGAAACAAGUUGCAGCUCCUCUGAUGGAAGCUGCAGUCAGGUUAGCCUUGGCAGAGAGAUCAAACAAGAAGACAUGGGGUUUCAGAAUUUCAUGUUUGGAGAUCAUCAGAACAUGAACAAAUUCAUGAACAUUAAUCAUGAUGGAGGUGAAGAAUAUGUGAACCAAUGGACACAGAGGCCAAACGGGUACAUUUUUCAGACUCAACAAACAGCAUUGGAUUAUGAUCUUGAGGUCAUUAAGAACCUAAUUUGUAGCAACAGCAGUAGUAAUAGUAAUAAUGGGUACUUGAGUGUUGAUGAAAACAAGACGGAGGAGAAGGGUGUGUACUACAACUACUGCAACUGAACUGAGUGCAACUGAUGAAUGAACUGACUACUGCAAGUGAUAUCAGAGAGAUAUGAUCAGUGAGAAGCAUGGGAUUGGGAAGAUUCAGAAAAGACUUUGAGGUUGUGUGGAGUUCUGUGUUGUGUUCUUUAAUGAAAUGAGAUAAUUCUUAUUUUGACAGUACAUGGUAAAAGCUUCUUUAUAUUUUUGUGUAUAUCCCCUAGGAAGUGAUGAUUUGAUGACGAUGAUGUUAGAUUUUUUCUAAGUAUUCUCUCGGUGCAAGUGCAAUCCCCCAAUCAGACAUCAAUGUUAUCAACACCAGAAAACAAGGCUUUAAUUUAAAUUCAAAAA
Messenger RNA from Glycine soja, 1499 nucleotides. RefSeq names its product transcription factor RAX2-like. Bases 147 to 1169 code for a protein of 340 amino acids. The record is from RefSeq and is a predicted model, not a curated record. Lineage: Eukaryota; Viridiplantae; Streptophyta; Magnoliopsida; Fabales; Fabaceae. The transcript is spliced from 3 exons.